AUGAUUCGUGUUGGUUUAGUAACUGGUGCUGCUCGAGGAAUAGGACGUGCAAUUGCUCUUCGUCUUGCUAAAGAUGGUUUUAAUGUCGCUGUUAAUGAUAUCGAAGCGAGUUCCGGUGAUCUUCAAAAAGUUCAACAAGAAAUUGAACAACUAGGUCAAAGAUCAAUCGCAAUAAUUGCUGAUGUUUCGGAUAGUAAAUCAGUCGAAAAUAUGAUGCAAGAGACUGUCGAAAAAUUAGGAAGUCUAGAUGUAUUAAUUGCAAAUGCUGGAAUUGGUGAAGUAAAAUCGCUCUUAGAUACGACUGUAGAAGAUUGGGAUAAAGUUUUUGCAGUAAACACGCGUGGUAUAUUUCUUUGUUACAAAGAAGCAGCUAAAAUCAUGAUUAAACAAGCACAAACUGCUGCUUUAGAAUGGGCACCAUACAAUAUUACAGUUAAUGCUUAUUGUCCAGGACUUAUUAAGACAUCGUUGUCUGACAAAUCUAAUGAAGUUCUUUCAAAAAUUCAAGGAAAAUCAGUGAACGAUAUUGAAAGCGAUUCGCUAAAAACAAUUCCAAUUGGUCGUGUAGGAUAUCCCGAGGAUGUUGCAAAUUUGGUUUCAUUUCUUGCUGGCAAAGAUUCUGACUAUAUUACUGGACAAAGUAUUUUAGUAAAUGGUGGACGAGAAUUGUCUUAA
Adineta steineri is the source of this 675-nucleotide messenger RNA. The record is from the annotation of a GenBank genome assembly. Lineage: Eukaryota; Metazoa; Rotifera; Eurotatoria; Adinetida; Adinetidae.